AUGGACGAGCACCUCGCCCAAAUCGUCUCCCUCGCCCAAGCCAAAUUCAAGUCAACACCCCCCAACCGUCGGCUGUUAAUCGGCAUCUCCGGCCCUCCCGGCUCCGGCAAAACCACCCUCUCAACCCUCCUCACCACCUCCCUCAACUCCCUCCUCCCCCAAACAACAACCUUCCUCCCCCUAGACGGCUACCACCACCCCCGCUCCACCCUCGACACCUUCCCCGACCCAGCCCGCGCCCAUAAAUACCGCGGCUCAGAACCAACCUUCAACGGCCCCGCCUUCCUCUCCCUCGUCCAAUCCCUCGCCGAACCCAUCACCCCCUCCACAUCCCCCAUCUACGCCCCCAGCUUCGACCACGCCCUCAAAGACCCGGUCGAGAACGCCAUCGAAAUCCUACCGACGCACAGGAUAGUGGUUAUCGAGGGGAAUUAUAUCAUGCUCAACAAACCACCCUGGUCAUCCAUCCCGCCGUUACUGGACAUCAAGAUCUUCAUCUCCGCGCCCGAGCCGAUUUUGCGGCAAAGGCUGGCAAGGAGACAUUUGGCUGCUGGGUUAGUCGACAGUGUGGAAAAGGGGGAGGAGAGGGCCGAUUUUAACGAUGUACCCAACGGUAGGCAGAUCAUUGAGAAUCUGGUUCUCUAUCAGGGGGACGUAAUUCAGAUCGGGAGCGCGGAUGAUGUGACGUGGGGACCUGUCUCCUCGUCGUCAAUGUAG
Molecule: messenger RNA, 717 nt
Organism: Podospora anserina S mat+
Lineage: Eukaryota; Fungi; Ascomycota; Sordariomycetes; Sordariales; Podosporaceae
Exons: 4
Coding region: 1-717 (238 amino acids)
Cellular component (GO): cytoplasm
Molecular function (GO): kinase activity; ATP binding
Source: RefSeq, a predicted model, not a curated record